AUUUUCAUUGCUUUUUCAUUCAUUUUUAUUUUAAGCAUUUUGAUACUCCUGUAUAAAACGCUUUUACAAUUUGAUUUAUUGUGUUGUCCGGUUUUUACUUUUAUAAAGGCUGAUAACAUCCUACAAAAUGCCACCUAAGAAGAAAGCAAAAGUGCUACAGGAUAAAAAAAAGAUCCCAGAAGAUGCCCAGUGGUGCCUUGAUCGUUCUGACCGCUUGUCAUUCAGAGACUACAUUGAGCAAUGGGGUUGUCUUGAUAGAAACCAGGCCCAACAACGAUUUGGGAGCAUCAUUACUGAAUAUUUCAAGUCAAAAAGUAAUCGCGAUAAGAAGAUUCGCGAUGACUACAAGAGAUGGACGUUGAGUGCAGACUAUAUACAGUUCUGGUCUACACGUUCAGAUUCAAACAUACUACUCAAAACUGGCUUGGGUUCUAGUGAGAUUAUUAAUAUAGCGAUUGAGCAGCGACUCAAAUCUCUAAAAGCCAAUGCUGCAAGCAGUGAAGCGCUUGCUGUUAAUUCCUCUUCUCCUGUUGUCUCUAGCAAUUCCUUUCCUCCUGAUGUUUCUGGUGAUUCUUCUGCUCCCGAAGUCCCUGGUGAUUCCUCUUCUCCCAAUGAGUCAACAAGUCUCUCUAGUACCAUGUUGCCUGAAAUGAAGAAUUAUUUAAUCAGUAUCAUGAUUGACUUUGUUAAUGAAGCAGAUACAGACGAUAAUCCAUGGAUUUUUGAAGAUAUUAACAUUAGUCAUUUAUUCCGCAAAUAUCAGGCUACCGUUAGUGAAAUCCUCAUGAAACAUAAGACCCUGCCAUUGGAAUCCUAUGUGCAUGAACUCGCAUCUUUAACGCAUAUCUUCUUUCUUUGCAAAGAUCAACAUAGCGAGAUUGCAGAAAAGGUUUUUUCUUUGGAUACACUCCAACAACUGACGGAUUUCUUUGAACGAAAAACAAUUAAUCAUGAUCUUGAUUUCCCCUCAAACCAUUUUGUGGCAAUCAGCAAAACUCUCACAGAUCUCAGCUUGGCAAACAAAACAAGACAGCAAACGAUUAUGGAGUUUACAGUUCUUGCUUCUCAGAUGAGCUAUGGCCAAAACCGUCUUCUUUCUGGUAUUAUCAAUUUGAUUCAGAAACUCCCAAAAAAACCUUUAAGCAACUACAAGGAAGUUAGUGAAACUGAAUUGUGGAACACCUACUUUGAUCCCCUAUUGUCUUGCCUCAUCAGCGAUCCCGACCGACUUAUUCACCUUCGCUGGACGAAUGUUAUUCCCAUGGAAAAAGGGAAAUCUCGACCUGAUGCGGUGAUUAGUGAAAAACUACAGUUGUCAUUUGGAAGUAGUGUUGGUUAUGGUGAGGCUAAAGCCCAGCAAGGUUCUUGUACCAAAUUAUUGUGUUUGGAUACCCUCCGUUUGGCCAUUUUCACUAAAAAUGCAAUUGAUAUCAACAAGCUUGAUGGUGCUCUCGCCUUCCAAAUCCAUGGCUUCAACAUCACUUUUUACCUCCAACAAUUAACUAUCAAGGGCAUAUAUACCUUUACUGAAAUUGCUCACUUACGCUUUCCUCAAUCCCUGGAUGAUUUACCUUCUCUCUUCAGUAUGAUCAAUAUCAAAAAACUUCUUGGGAUCAAUGACGUUUUUUGGAGCCUUUGCAAAAAAUCUAAGCAACCCGAUAUAAUUGAAAAAAGAUACAAAAAAACUCUGGUGAAUUUGGAUGAUAUGAUUGAUGCAACUCAAGACAGCACGCGUCGAUGUGUCUUGAGAUUUGGACAAUAAUUAGUAAUCAAAAAGAAAAAUAUACCAUUGUACACAGAGAAAUAUACUAUUUAUUUCAAAUUUAUCGGCAUAAAUCAAUUUCAAACAUCCGGCCAAACUAGUCUUUUUUUAUGGGCAAUUUAGCUUAGUAUCAGCAGGCAAUCUUUUCAAAAAAGUGAAUG
Gilbertella persicaria is the source of this 1923-nucleotide messenger RNA. RefSeq lists its product as uncharacterized. Bases 128 to 1762 code for a protein of 544 amino acids. The transcript is spliced from 2 exons. The record is from RefSeq and is a predicted model, not a curated record. NCBI's taxonomy places the organism in Eukaryota, Fungi, Mucoromycota, Mucoromycetes, Mucorales, Choanephoraceae.